UCUUUGAAUGUUAACACGAGAAGCACAUGCGCAAUUUGUUUAUUUAUUUAUUUUCCAUUUUUGCAAAUUUUUGUUUGUGUUCUCUUCUCAAUCACUUCAAAUAGGGACUUGAUGAGCUAGGGUUUGAUAUCUUUGCUCCUCUUCCAAUUAGGGUUUUGUUCUUCUCAUGUUCUAACUCUGUUCUUCUUCACAUAUUUUUCCCUUCAUUUUCAAAUUUUCAUUCUUUUAUUAUUUAUUAUCAGUUUCGCAUUUGUUUCAAUAAUUUUUUUCCAAACAUCCACCCACAGAGCGAGUUUGGAAAUUCUAAUAGGAGACCCAUUCAUUUUCCCUCAACUUUCAAGCCAUGGAUUAAUAUACCCAAAUUUCUAAAUCAAUGAGAAAAUAGAAGAGCUUUUUCAGCUCAAUUACCUUAGCCUUGACCUUCCAAUCAUUCAAGCACCACUUCAGUGAGCGGAGUAAAAGAAUUGCACCUCAAUUAAGACAUUUGUGGAGCUGGGUGUUCGAAGUUCCUACAUUGCAUGUCUGAAUUAUUGGGAUGCAACUUAUGUAUCUAUUGGACAAUUUCACUAAAUGCCAAUCUGGUCUUAAUAUAGAAUCUAACACUGUCCUGCUGACAUAGGAAUGAAUUUUGUUUUUACAUCCACAUGUUAGCAUGUGAUAUGCAAUUGAUAUUUGAUAUGUUUUGCCUUAUUUUCUUUCAAGCUGGCUGUUUGAUGAGUAUCAAUGGCGAAAUUAUGAGACAUUAGAUAAUCGAGCUGGAAAGAAAUUAUGUCUGACCUGUUUUGAUUGACUUAAAUAUUAUAAUAUGGAGGAUGAAAAUGGACUUGAGCUCAGUUUGGGUCUAUCUUUUGGUGGCUCGUCUGUCAGACCCAAGAGUAAAAAUGGUAGCUCUUCAGAUACUAGAGCAGAAGAUGUUCGAAAUGGCAAAAUGGUUGAUGACUUCAAAAGCAUGUUUGAUGCUGGUCCUCAGAAACCAGAUUCAGUUAAUGACACACAAACUGAUCCUUCAAAACCUAAGGAGAACUUUUUUAACGACAUUUCAAAGGCAAAAGAGAAUGCUUCUUUGAAUUUGAAUAGGAGAGGAUUUUGGGUUGCAAACAGCAACAAACCCCUUCAUGUUGAGGAAGAUAAGCAGUUAGACAAAGGAAUUAAACGAAAAAUGUCUUUUGAUGAGAUAAAUAAUCAAAAGAAGCAAAAUGAUGUUUAUCAUGCUGAUUUACAUGACAAGGCUAGAACAUCACACGUUUCUAUGACAAAUGUCUCACCUUCUGAAAAUGAAGUUGUAGCAAAUUCUGAAGCCGAGAACUUCACCUCUAGACCUAUCUCAUGCCAAAAUGAUGGUACUAAACAAUUUGUUAGAGUUGGUGUUUCUUCCGAGGCUCAAAAAGAUUUUUGCGGAGUUGCUGACUCAACUGUCACCGACUUUAAUGGGGAGAAAAAGUUUACUGCUUCAACAGAAAACGAUUUUAAGCAUGCUAAUUUAACUUGUGAUGCUUCCUUGUGUCUCCAACAAGUUAAUAUGAUCAAUGCGCCUUACCCACCACUGGCAAAAGAGUCCAACUCUGUUCGUGCACUAAACCCUCAAAUAUAUGGAGUGAUGCCUACUGCAACUGGUGAACUUUCAGGAUCCCAACCUGUGAGUAAUGGGAGCUUGCCAGUGGUAUUUGGCUAUUCUUCUCUCCAGCUUCCGAUGUUGGAUAAUGACAACAAACAGGGUUUCGUUUCUCGUCCUCUGCAGCUACACCCUGCCUUUUCUGGGAGGGCUCCAUCAAACACAGCUGCCAUACGUGCAAUCUCAAAUAAUAUAUCUGAGAGAACAACAUACGAAGGAAGACCAUUAGAAAGAUUCAAAGGAGAUGGUAAACACUCAAAACAGCAUGUCACUGAUGAAAACUCCUCACAGCCAGCAAAAAUUGCACCAGAGCAGUCAACAGGAGAAGGGUCAUCAAUUGAUUUUUCUUUUAUUAAGCCAGGUCUUGCUGCAGAUGUGAAAUUUGGCGGGGGUGGUUCAUGUCCAAACCUACCUUGGGUAUCCACAACUGGCUCAGGCCCCAAUGGUAGGACAAUAUCUGGUGUUACUUAUAAAUUCAACACUAAUCAAAUCAGGAUUGUUUGUGCAUGUCAUGGUUCUCACAUGACCCCUGAGGAGUUUGUUCGGCAUGCAAAUGAAAACCAAGAAUUGUGAGGAAAGUGCAUUUUUGGGGACAGUAGCAAAUGUUAAUCCUUCUGCCACAUUUAAGAGUGUGUCUAUAAAGCGAAUGACCUGCUGUAUUUAAGGAUCCAACAAUGUUGUUUUUAUCUGCUUUGGAAAGUGUAAAGGGAUGGUGUCUCUGAAAUGACAAUUCAAAUUUAAACACACUCAAUCUUGUAAUAAAAAAUAUUAGUAACAUAAUAACACGCUGUUUUUGAGUAAA
Molecule: messenger RNA, 2414 nt
Organism: Cajanus cajan (pigeon pea)
Lineage: Eukaryota; Viridiplantae; Streptophyta; Magnoliopsida; Fabales; Fabaceae
Product: ninja-family protein mc410
Biological process (GO): negative regulation of DNA-templated transcription; jasmonic acid mediated signaling pathway
Cellular component (GO): nucleus
Source: RefSeq, a predicted model, not a curated record